Diachasma alloeum is the source of this 3783-nucleotide messenger RNA. RefSeq lists its product as uncharacterized. The transcript is spliced from 11 exons. Gene Ontology annotation, molecular function: peptidyl-prolyl cis-trans isomerase activity. Gene Ontology annotation, biological process: protein folding; protein peptidyl-prolyl isomerization. NCBI's taxonomy places the organism in Eukaryota, Metazoa, Arthropoda, Insecta, Hymenoptera, Braconidae. The record is from RefSeq and is a predicted model, not a curated record. Bases 176 to 3493 code for a protein of 1105 amino acids.
GAGUAGUUAGUGUAGACACCACUGGUGGCUCCCACAUCUACGUCACACGUCAGUGACGGUCACAUGACCGCCAACGAAAAUAAACAAGGCAAAACAAUUUCGUCUGAAUCGUUUGAAGAUUUUUUUUCGUGUUUUUAGAGUUAAUAUCAGUUUUUAUUAGAGCUGAGGGGGCGAGAUGAGUAAUAUAUAUAUUCAGGAGCCUCCGACCACCGGAAAGGUCCUGAUGAAGACGUCGGUGGGGGACCUGGACCUGGAGCUGUGGACGAAGGAAGCCCCGAAAGCAUGUAGAAACUUCAUCCAGCUGUGCAUUGAGGGAUACUACAACAACACGAUAUUCCACAGACUCGUCAAGGGGUUCAUAGUGCAGGGAGGGGAUCCCACUGGGACUGGAGAGGGCGGAGAGAGUAUUUACGGACAUCCCUUCAAGGAUGAGUUCCACACGAGACUUCGUUUCUGCCGGCGAGGGCUCCUGGCCAUGGCGAACGCAGGAAAAGACGACAACGGCUCUCAAUUUUUCUUCACAUUCUCAGCAACCCCAGAAUUGCAGAACAAACACACGAUUUUCGGUAAAGUCGCUGGGGAAACGAUCUACAACAUGUUGAAGUUGGAGGACGCCCUCGUGGACAGCAACGAGAGGCCCCAGUACCCCCAGCGGGUGCUGAGAACUGAGGUCCUGAUCAAUCCCUUCACCGACAUCGUCCCAAGGAUCGCCAACACCGACGAAGCCCCAAAGGAGCGGAAAAAAGCCAAGAAAUCUGGAGUCAAAAAUUUCAAACUGCUGUCCUUCGGGGAGGAGGCUGAGGAGGACGAGGAGGAGUCAGUGGUCCUCAGUAAGAAAUUGAGUGGCAGGGGAAAAUCGGCGCAUGACAAUUCAGCUGAUCCUCGGCUGAGCAGUGUCCCAGCUGUUGAGCCCUCGGGGCCUCCUAGCAAGAGGAGGAGAGAGGACAGGAGCAGUGACUGGGAGAGCGAUGGGGAGCCCCAGGAUGAGGAGGAGAUCGCCAGGGGGAGGAAGGAGUCUGCGGAGAUGAAACAGCGAAUUUUCGACAAAUUGAAGGAGAAAAACUCAUCGAAAAACAAGAAACCAGAGCCGAAGUAUGCAGAAGCCUCGGAUCACUCGGAUGACGAGUACUACCUCGGGAAAGAGCGUCACGACGAGCGGAAGAAAAGAGCAGCGGAGAUUCGAAAGGAGAUAAAAGAAUUUAAACGAGGAGUUCACAGUGAAAAAAAGGCGAAAGAAGAGGACGAUCGAAAACAGAAGGAGCAGUUGUCCAAAAAGGUUGAAAGGAAAAAGAUUCUGGACGACUACAUGCCCGAUCAACAGAAGUACGAGGAGGCUAAAGCCAAAAUACCAAAGAAAGGAAAUGAUCGCGACAAAUUCGCUCUGGAGCUGCUCAACAGAUUCAAGACGAAACUCCACUCGAAAAAGAUGGAGUCGCAGACCAGGGAGGGCUCUCUCUCCGACAAACCAGACGACGAUGACGACGUCGAAACAGACGACUCCUGGAUGAUGCACAGACUCCACUGCGAGGAGAAAAAUCCAGUAUUGGCCAAGGACGCCAGCACAAAAGCCGACGAUUGGUUCGAGAUUUACGACCCCCGAAAUCCCCUGAACAAGCGUCGAAGGGGUGAGUCGUCAUCCUCGAAGAGCGAUACCAGAAGAGACAAAGAUGAUAAACGUCGUCCGAAGGAUUGGGCCCCCAAGAAACUAGAGUGCACGGGUCCCCUGCGUCUAGCUCGCCUCUGCAUUCUGGGGAUGUUUCUCCCAGCGAUCUUGGUCGCAGGUCCUGUUUACCUGCGCUACAGAGUCUACUCGGAGCAGCUGUACCCCCUCGCAGCCACCGACCAGCGGCUCAUCGACGGGAAAAUCUCCACCACGUGGUGUCAGCGACAAGUCGUUAAAGUAAAUACGACGUUCAAUGCUUACUUAAUUAAUGGAGAUCCACAAAUGAAAAUAGAGACGACUCCAGUGUCUAUGACGAGGCAUCUGGUGCUUGAGGAUGAUAUGAAGGAGUACUGGGGAUUUUAUUUGCUGAGGGGAAGCAGUGUCACUGUCUCCACUUGUGUCAGAUGGCCAGGUGCAUCAUUGACAAUAAUCCGGGGUCAUAAACACCUGCACGAGUGUGCAUUUAUCGGAGAUGACAGCAGUGAGGAAUUAGAGGAGCUUCUGGAAAUAGCGGAGGAACAGGGCCUCCUUAACGGCACCGGAUAUCCCCUAAAUCCAAAGAAAGAUGGGCCUAGCAAUGAGCCCGAGAAGAUGAAGAGAGCUCACCAGGACGUUGAGUUCCAUCACAAGGGAAACGCCCCUCCCUCGAACAAUACUCUCCCUCUGAUGUCCAGUCACCACUACACGAGUCACGAGCUCGGUGCCAAGGAGAUGCGAGAAAUCCUGACGAAUCUCUUCGCUCGAACAUUAGUAGCGAAAAAGAAACAGAAAGAGAACCCUCACCACCAUUACGAGGGAGUUUACAGGGAAAGUGCCAACAUCGAGAAGCCCCCGCUGGUUCAACCCGACGAAUUGCUGUGGAAACUCGAGACUAUUGAGAAAUUAUUCGGUCGAAAAGCGACAGCAACAACAGCUCAACCACCGAAGAAAACCCAAAUCGAGAGAUCUAAACUAGAAGUUUCAACUCCGUCUCCAAAAUCCAAAGGAAAAUUAGUGAAGGAAAUGGCAAAAGAUGCAGAAACAUCAACGGUUACAUCUUCCGAAGUUCUUGAAGAUGUGCUCAAGCGAAUUGAUGGUCUUGGAGAUCGAGGGAGAAAAGUGCUGGAGAAGUUGUCGGCGAAUUUGAAAGAACGAGAGAAGAAUGAGAAGAAAAUAAAUUCAAGGGAUGGGAAGGGUUUGCUGAGGAGGAAGAGACAGUUGGUGCUGUCGUCGCCAGCCCUGGUUGAUGAAUUGAACAGGCACGAUGAGGAGGAGGACCUGGCAGUGGAAAAGGAAGAUUUGCAUCCUGAUGGAAUCGCGGAAGACAGAGGAACUGUCAACGAAUCGACACUGAACGAUCGAAGUAAUUCGGAGUUCUGGAGCUCCUUCAGCAGCUCUGAGGAGCGGCUCAUGGAGUGCAAGGGGUUAAUACUCAAUCUCCCGUUGACUCCACAUCACCAGUGCACGCCCAAGUAUGAGAACGAACACGUGAAGGCUUCUAUUGCGAACACAGUUACGUACAGAGUCCCAGUUAACGGUUACUACUUCUUCGUCUUCAACUCCGAGAACGAACUGCAGCCGAACUACGUUCGCGUUAAAUUUGACCUCGUGAAGACCUACUACAACACGUCGAAUCCAGUGCACGCUUGUCAGAACUCCACCCAGGAGUGCUCCCUGCCCUUCAACUUCUUCAGCUGGGAGCGAACAGUCCUGGAGCUUCCAUUCAGCGGCAACGACUCCCAGUGGAACGAGGAGUACGUAGUGGUGUCCCAGUGCGAGCCUCGCACCGCCAUCUACCUCGUCUGCAUGAUCACAGUGCCUCUCCUCAUCCUCCUCUUCGCGUUUCAGUGAUGUUUCUAGCUCUUGUGAUUACUUUGGCGAAAUUGCAAAUCAAUUGGCUAGUGAAAAACAGUAUUUUUGAGCGAAUAAUUUUAACUGGGUCAUUUGAGCUUUUUGUAUUCGCGUGUGUGCCUGAAAUAUCUAGAAUUAGGAUGACGAGUACCUCAUUAAUUAAGGGAUUGAUUAACUUUACUACUUGUGAUUGAAUUUUUUUUUUAGGAAAAUAAAGUGGAAGUGAGGAGGUGAAUUAUGACUGAUGAAUUUUUAUGAGUUUAUUUACUUAUUUUUUAUGAGUUUAGUCA